AUGCGCCGCGGCUUUACGCAUGGCGUGAGAAUUCACUUCACUGCGGUGCUUCUCACCGCGACGCGAUGCGCCACCUGUCGCCUCUGCGACGUGGAGUAUGACUCGUGGGGGAAGCACGCCGCUGGUGCUUCACACAUUGCCAGAAACGCCAUUUGCCGAACUUAUGUUGACCCUGAGCGACACAAUGCAAUGAUGCAGCAGCUAUGGAAACACAUCCGUCUGGACUUUGAGUACAUUGACGGGGUGACACACAAAAAGGAGGAUCGUCGCCGGGGCAGGCUUGCGUCCACGAUAUCUCAUUUGCAGGAGCGGGGGGUUUUGUGCCACUCCAUCCCACGGCUCUCCGUGGAUGAAAGCGGGGGGCGAUCUGUGGUUGUCACACGGGAUGCCUUUGUGAACUUUAUGUUGGUGGGCGACAGCUACGCCAAGCAAGAGACCGUGGAUCGCGUCGCACGGCUUAUGCCACGGUUGGAGGCAGUGGAGCUGAGUAGCGUUGUGCAGUACAUUCUGUCGAAGCGGCGCCUCUCCCGGCUCUUUGACGAGCUUGACAUGAAGCAGGUGCUUUUUCGCGACACCGCGGCCGAUGGUGGCGUCCCAACACACGGUGAGGAGGGAACGCACGGGAAGGGUGACUCCGCAAGGGAGGGUGGCGGUGCCACGGAGCAGCCGCUGCGGCUACGUCAAGAAGAAAAGGCUGUUAUUCUCCUCAGCUGCCUGGGGGAGUUGCAGAUGUAUUCACGGCAGGAUCGAUCACACAGCGUUGCUACACGAGCGGCCGCAGAACAACUUGUGCUGAAUGUGCUCGGUACGCAUGUGAUGGAGAACAUUAUCGCUGAGUUGGUGCACGCUGUGCUGCAGGCUGUGGUGGAGGAGGGAACGCCCGUGUGGCGGGAGUACUGCGGCGAGUUGACCAACAAAGUUUUUGAGGGCACUAGGGCGACACCGCCACCGCUUGCUUCGUCUUCAACACCAGCGGCGGAGGCGUCGACCUUCAGUGAAAGCUGCAAGAGUGAACUUCUCGAUCUAUACUCCCUUGGGGCUGAGGCCGAUGCUGCGCCCUUUUUACCGGCCGCAGGGCGGCGCUCAUGGCACGAUUUGGCGCGCACCUUGGCCCUGGAGCUGACGGUGCCCAACCCAGUCAACAAGAGUGCCCAGUUUGCCUCAGCGGCGCCACGGCUGUCGUCGAAGAAGAAGACGUCGGCCUGA
Molecule: messenger RNA, 1206 nt
Organism: Trypanosoma conorhini
Lineage: Eukaryota; Euglenozoa; Kinetoplastea; Trypanosomatida; Trypanosomatidae
Product: RNA editing complex protein MP46
Exons: 1
Coding region: 1-1206 (401 amino acids)
Source: RefSeq, a predicted model, not a curated record